GAAGAAUCUGGGCUGGCUGGCUGGCUAGGGUUUUAGCAGAUCCGAUUAAGAUUCAAAAUUCAACAAACCCCUCUCUCAGAUUUUCAAUCUUCAGGCUCGCAGUCGCAGAGCUGGCUGUUUUUGGGCUGGUGAUAAUUAAUUAAGAAGAGUUAGAGUCCUUUUACCAUCACUUAAAAAGUUGCAAUGGGAGAUGCAGAAAACAGUUCUCAACCUUCGAAAAAGAGGGUUGCUGGAGUACAGCUAACUCGUGAUAAUCCUGGUCUUGAUGACGAUGAAGAUUCAUCUGAAAUGAUAGAUGGGACUUUUAAAAAAGCAAGUGAUGAGAUUCUAGCUACUCGAAGAAUUGUCAAAGUUCGUCGCCAACCGGCAGCAACUCCAAAAAUUCCAGCUUCUUCCUCUGGUUCUAAUCCAUUUGCUUCUAUCUGCUUGGUCCCUACUGCUUCAUCUGCUCCCCCGGUCGUAUCAGAGGUGGUGAGUAUUAGGAGUAAUGAAAAUGAGAAGACUGAUGGCGCCAAACCUGAAAAUCAGAUUGAUAAGCCACAGGGCGAGUCAGCUGCACAGCAUGAGAAAUCUGGUGGCAAUGAUGAAUUGGCUAAGGAAUCUGAAAUCAAGAUUGUUGACCGAAAGAGUGAACCUGAGGCCGCAGGAAAUGAGACUAAUGGUGACAAAGAUGAGCUCAAAAUAACUACAGCUGCUGAUAACAGUAACACCGAAUUUGACAAGGAUACCGAAGAUGAGGAGAAUGUUAAGGAAAAAGAAAAUGUUGAUGGCGUUGAGACUGAAGCCAAGAAAGGUAUUGAAGGCGAGGAAAGUAACAAAGGGAAGGAAAGCGCGGAGUUGCCUGGAGGCGAGAAUCUCAAUGAUGGGGUUCAUCAAACUACAGCUGCUGAUAAAAUCGAGACUGAAUGCAAGAAGGAUGUCGAACCUGAGGGGAACAAUCAUGAGAAAGAAAAUGUAGAGGCAACUGACGAAAAGAACAAUAAAGGGCCCGUCUCAUUCGGUUUGUUUCAGCAACUAUCUAACAGCCAGAAUGCUUUCUCGGGAUUCACCGGCACAGGAUUUUCAACCACUUCUUUCACAUUUGGAGCCGGAACGGGAUUUUCAAAUUCCACCUUCUCAUUCGGAUUAGCUAAUAAAGACGGGCAUGCUCUAGAGUCGGGAACUGUACCCUUCUUCGGUCUCAACUCUGACCUCAAAGCUGGUGGCUUUGGUAAAUCCUUCGGUCCAUCCACAAACGGAACCACUUCAAUUUUCGGUAAAUCCGCGAAGAACGCGAGCACAAAUGAGGGCAGUAAAAUCCCUCCAAUGCAGGAGGUUACUGUCGAAACUGGGGAAGAGAAUGAGAAGAGUGUUUUCACUGGUGACUCGGUUCUGUACGAGUACGCCGACGGGGCGUGGAAAGAGCGUGGGAAGGGAGAAGUCAAGGUGAACGCCGCGACGACGGGGACUGGAAAAGCUCGACUUAUUAUGCGGGCUAGAGGCAAUUAUCGGCUAAUCUUGAACGCGAGCCUUUUCCCGGACAUGAAGCUGACCAAUAUGGACAAGAAAGGUGUCACGUUUGCCUGCAUGAACAGCGCAGCCGAAGGGAAGGAAGGCCUCUCGACCGUAGCCUUGAGGUUCAAGGAUGCUUUUGUAGUCGAAGAAUUUAAAGGUGUCGUUAAUGAAUACAAGUCGAAGAUGCCUCCUCCAGCUGCGACAACUCCUGAAAAUUCUCCGAAAGCCGACUAAAAUAUGGUACGUAUCUAUCUCUGCUCUUGAAUUUUCGGAAAAUUUAAACUUUUUGGGCGUUAUUGAAAUCGAAUGUCUGCCUCCUCCCAUGCUUUCUGAAUCGUUUCUGAGUUGUUGAAAUGGCUUUGUAGACGUUUAGAAAUCAUCUUGAAAUCUCUAACUAUUUGGAUUACAGUAUUAAUACAUAUCUGUCUGGUUCUGUUUGUA
Messenger RNA from Andrographis paniculata, 1935 nucleotides. RefSeq names its product nuclear pore complex protein NUP50A-like. NCBI's taxonomy places the organism in Eukaryota, Viridiplantae, Streptophyta, Magnoliopsida, Lamiales, Acanthaceae. Bases 184 to 1728 code for a protein of 514 amino acids. Gene Ontology annotation, biological process: intracellular transport. Gene Ontology annotation, cellular component: nuclear pore; cytoplasm. The record is from RefSeq and is a predicted model, not a curated record. Gene Ontology annotation, molecular function: GTPase activator activity. The transcript is spliced from 2 exons.